AAGGGUAUUAUUAUACGCUGGUCUAUGCUAUAUGUAACAACUUUUUUUAUGCACUGCGAGUUUUUUGAUAAUUGAUAAUUUUGCUCCGUACUGGUAUAUAGUAAAAAUUAAGGAAAAAGAAAAGAAUGAUUCACGUCAAGAAAUCGCAGCUUUUUAUCCAUAGCUAACUUUCACUCCUCCCUGCUGACCAGCCUAGUGAAUUUUCUCCUCCCUGGAAGCUCGCGAUAGCCAGGUAGUUAUUAAGGGGGGAACAGAUGGGUAGUAGUGGAGCUGAUUACAUAAAAGUUUCCGGGAGUGCUGAAGCUGAAUGUCCAGAGGCAACAGUUGAGAUUAAGAUAAAGACAUUGGAUUCUCAAACAUACACAUUGCGCGUAGAUAAAUGUGUUCCUGUUCCUGCAUUAAAGGAUCAAAUUGCUACAGUUACUGGUGUCUUGUCAGAACAGCAACGGCUUAUAUGCCGUGGAAAAGUUUUGAAAGAUGAUCAACUUCUUUCAGCUUAUCAUGUGGAAGAUGGUCAUACUCUGCAUCUGGUUGUGAGGCAACAACCAUCAGAAAGCAAUCCUGUUCCUCAAGGGACAUCUGAUGCAUCAAGCCCUGGUAAUGCUUAUGGUAGUACAUUGGCCCCUGGUCUAUUUGUGGGAACUUUAAAUUUAUCUGAACAAGCAGAUGGGUUGUUCCCUGACAUGAGUCGGAUUGUCUCAGCCGUACUUGGUUCCAUUGGAAAUGCAAAUCUUGGGAGUGGAAGUGGGGCGAUUGAUCUUAAUGGUCUUGGUAAUCUAAGAAAUUCUGUUAGAUUCCAGAAUGAGCAAGGUGGUGUAAGGGAUCAACCUAGUUCAAGUUCUGGUGCUUCUGCUCGACCUACAAAUGUUCCAGUGGAUUCCAUGCAACUGCCGGUUGUUGUGGACUCUUUGACAACUUUGUCCCAGUACUUGACUCAUUUGAGAGAAGAAUUUGACGCAACUGUUGGAGGACCGAGUGGAAUUUCACUGACCUCUAGCACCAAUGGAAGCAACAGACAGGAGUCCAACGUUUCCUCAUAUCCAACUGGUCAGGGUGGCCUUCCAACACCAGAGCUGUUGGCUAAUGUGAUGCUUUCUACUAGACAAUUAGUUGUUGAGCAAGCUGCAGAGUGCUUAUUGCAACUGUCGAGGCAAUUAGAGGAUCAGGUAAACGUAACAGAUGCAACAGAGAGAAUGAGGAUUCAAUCACUUGCGUGGAGAUCAGGUGCUUUUUUCCAAAAUUUAGGUGCACUAUUACUUGAGCUUGGUCGGACAACAAUGACAUUACGGAUCGGUCAAACACCAGAUAUUGCCGUGGUGAAUGCGGGGCCUGCUGUUUUUGUAUCUCCAACUGGGCCCAAUCCCAUAAUGGUUCAGCCACAACCUUUUCAAGUAGGGACAGGAAUUGGUGCAUUUCCACUUGGAUCUGUACAUGGUCCUGGAAUUUCUGGCAGCCCCACAGGACCUGGCUUCAUCCCUAGAAAUAUUGACAUCAGAAUACGAACAGGUGCGUAUAUGCCAUCCAAUGGUAGCCAUAGAGGUGCAACUGUUCCGCAGAAUCCGGGGCAAGCUGCUCCUGGAGCUCCUAAUGGUGAAAAUUCCAAUCAAAGAGGCACUGAAGGUACUAGAAACUCUACGACGAGGGGUGUGGAGGUUCGGGUACUUCCUAUUAGGACUUUGGUUGCUGCAGUUCCUGCUUCUCUUGGACGUGCAACUUCUGAUGCAACUCGAGGUUCUAUGGAGUUCUUCAACUCGGUUUUGGGUAGAGUUCAGCAUGUCACUUCUGAAAAUGGUAAUAAUUUGAAUGCUUCACAAGGAUCAGAUCAAAAUCUUCCCCACAAUGUUGAGAUUGGGCAACAGCCAAACACCGAGGCUGCAGGAGUGCGAAAUAUUAGGCUGUUUGGAGUUAACGUAAAUCGUAGCUCAACUGUUGACAUGUCAAGCGGAGUUGAAACAUUUUUGAGUGCAUUAUUCCCUGAUGGGCAGAUUCAGGUUGAUGAGAAUACUGGUGUUCAUCGCAUGAAUCCAAAUUCUGCUACUGUCAAUCAUAGCUCAACGGGUGAAAUGCCAAAUGGAGUUGAAGCCUUUUUUAGCUCAGUAUUCCCUGAUGAGCAGGUUCAGGUUGAUGAGAAUGCCGGUGUGCAUGGCACGAACCCAAAUUCUGCCACUUUCAAUCGAAGCUCAACAGGUGAAAUGUCAAGUGGAGUUGAAACCUUUUUUAGCGCAUUAUUCCCUGAUGACCUGAUUCAGGUUCAUGGCAUGAACACAAAUUCUGCUACCGGUGAGAAUGGAUUUACUCAAAACGCUGCUUCUCAAGAGACUGAUGCGACAAUAGAAGAUGGAAUUUUUUUGUCAAAUAUUCUACGUCACAUCAUGCCAAUAAUAUCUGAAAGCACAGAAACAGAACCUAAUAUCUCACCCAAUGAACAAGUAGACGUUUCUGAGGAUAGAAGUGCACAAGUUUCAGCACAGGCUCAAGAAAGUACAGAUCAGGCAACCCCCUCUCGGUGUCCACGUGACCCUCGAUUACAACCGGGCUCAAAACGUCAAAAGCGGGAGUAAUUUCAAUUUGCUGGGGUGGACUGAUUGGAGCUGGGUAUAGAAGGCGAACACUGCUUUGAAUCCGAGGAACGGUUUUCUUAUUUUUUUUAAAUAUUCUUGAACUAUUAUAAUAAGUUCUUGUAUCCUGACAUGAUGCUUCAGAUGAUUGGAAUGAGAGUGAUCUACAUGUUGUCAUUUUGAUCUUCCCCCCUUUAUUCCUUAUUUGAUUAAAAUAUUUAAAGUUAAUUAUUAUCCGUUUGGGCAUUUUUCAUAUAGAAAAACUGGAUUCAAGUGCAGUAAGCCUGCAAUUCUAUA
This is a messenger RNA of Cuscuta epithymum, 2855 nucleotides long. The record is from the annotation of a GenBank genome assembly. Lineage: Eukaryota; Viridiplantae; Streptophyta; Magnoliopsida; Solanales; Convolvulaceae.